UUCUUUGGCGCUGCGGUCGGGGCAGUUGUUGGAUUGAUUCUACCGUGUGCACUACCCAUUGAAGCUGGAAUUGGAGCUGGUAUAGGUCUUAUCGCCGGUAUUAUUUAUGUCGGCUAUAAAUUGGGGAUCAAUUGGAGAAAAUGCAAGGAUGAUAUCGAAAACGUUCGUGAAACACUGUUGCAAAUAAGAACAGGACUUGAGAAGAUUUACAAUGCAUUGGAAAUAGCUAACAAUGUUUUAGGAAAAGCUAAGACUGAAGGUGAUCUUCAAGAAGAGCAGCUUGGCUUGUCUCCUGAUGCACCGCGUAUCACGUAUCAAGAUAUUUCGGAUUUGGAACAAUAUGUAUGUGCAACUUACGAUGCUUUCAUAGAUUUGAAAGCACUUAUUUUGAAUUCAGACACAAAGAAAACCUCUUCACGUUUUUAUUUAAAAUGA
This is a messenger RNA of Rotaria sp. Silwood2, 435 nucleotides long. The record is from the annotation of a GenBank genome assembly. Lineage: Eukaryota; Metazoa; Rotifera; Eurotatoria; Philodinida; Philodinidae.